Molecule: messenger RNA, 2451 nt
Organism: Cutaneotrichosporon cavernicola
Lineage: Eukaryota; Fungi; Basidiomycota; Tremellomycetes; Trichosporonales; Trichosporonaceae
Exons: 5
Coding region: 1-2451 (816 amino acids)
Biological process (GO): ergosteryl 3-beta-D-glucoside catabolic process
Molecular function (GO): steryl-beta-glucosidase activity
Source: RefSeq, a predicted model, not a curated record
AUGCCCAAAGUCCCCUCCGUCUCUCCCGUCACGGGCAAGCCGGUACCCCCGGAUUACCUGCACGCGUCGGACAUUCAUUUCCAGGAUACGCAGGGGCGCAGCGUGCUCCUUCGAGGCAUCAACUUCACCGCAUCCGCCAAGGCACCACCAGGCCAGCCGAGCCAGAGCCAGGAAGGGUUCUGGGAGGACGCGGAGAGAGGCGACACUUCUUGGGUGGGCGCGAUGGGACUCAACGUCGAAGAUGGGAGUGCAGAUAUCCACCUCGCCCGCUUGAGGGCAUGGGGUUACAACAUGCUUCGCUUCGUGUUCACUUGGGAGUCGCUGGAGCACGCAGGGCCGGGCAAGUACGAUUACGAGUACAUGGACUAUGUGGUCAAGGUGCUGUAUAAGUGCAAGGAGUGGGGGUUCCGCGUCAAUAUGGACCCGCACCAGGACGUCUGGUCGCGGUUCUCUGGCGGCUCUGGCGCGCCAUUAUGGACGAUCUACGCGUGUGGUGUGGACCCACAAAACAUUGUGCCGACUUACUCGGCGCUCGUGCAGUGCGACUACCCCAGCAAGGAGGCGCCCGAUCCGGGCUCGAUGCCGGCCAUGAUCUGGUCGUCGAACUACUACCGCGCGUUCGGACACACGGUGUGGACUCUCUUCUUCGCCGGCAAGGAGUUUGCGCCCAAGUGCACCAUCGACGGGAAGAACGUCCAGGACUUCCUACAGGACCACUUUAUCGACGCUGUCGGCGAGCUCAUCAAGGUCGUGGCGGCUGCGGGUAACGGCGAGCUCCUCGAGUCCUGUGUGCUUGGUUGGGACUCGAUCAACGAGCCUGCCGAGGGUCUUAUUGGGGUUAGAGACGUCAGCCAGGUGCCCAAGGACCAGCCGGUGCGCCUUGGGCCUGUGCCGACGCCGUUUGAGAGCAUGCGGUUGGCCAUGGGCGAGUCGCUCACCGUCGACAACUACAAGUUCACGUCGAUGGGACCGAGUAAGACCGGCACAGUCUCGCUUGACCCCAAGGGAACGAGGCUGUGGAUCUCGCCCGCGGACGACGCCAAGCGUGGCGCUGGCCGGUGGGGUUGGAAGCGCGGGAGCGAGUGGGAGAUUGGCAUGUGCAUCUGGGCACAGCACGGCGUCUGGGACCCGACAACGAAGACCCUGCUCAAGCCGGCUUACUUCCACACGCUACCGACUAACCCGUCGCACGAGGUCGAGUUUGUGUACGACUUCUGGCGGCAACACUGGAUGUCGUACGCGUCGAGCGUGCGCACACACCACCCUGAUGCGGUGCACUUUAUGAACACGUCGGUGUUCAAGCCGCUCCCGCCGCUACCCGAAAGUUUCCUGUCGGGCCGCGCCUGCAGCACACCCCACUUCUACGACGGACUCACGCUCAUGACCAAGCACUGGAACUGGUUCAACGCGGACGCGCUGGGUAUCCUGCGCGGCAAGUACUGGUCGAUCGUGCAAGGACUGCGGGUUGGCGAAGCCGCAAUCCGUAAUGUCAUCCAGGAGCAGCUGGGCGUGUUGAAGGAGGACACGAAGAAGAGUAUCGGCAGGUACCCUACGAUGAUGGGCGAGAUUGGGUGCCCGUACGACCAGGACGGGCGUGCGGCGUACGGUUACGUCAACGGCGGCAAAGGUAAGGGUGACUACACGGCGCAGACGAAGAGUUGGGACGCAUCGAUGAAUGGCCACGACGGACCCAACUCGCUCAAUUACACGCUGUGGAACUACACGCCGACCAACUCCCACCAGUGGGGCGACGGGUGGAACGGCGAGGACCUGAGCAUCUGGUCACCUGACGACUGCAAGGGCGCGAGCUACAAGACGGAACGCUCUCUUGCCGAGAGUGCGGCUACGCUCUUAUCCACGACGUCCACGGCGUCCACGGCGACGUUGCGCCCCAGCCUUGUGACCCCGAAAGGUAUCGACGACAGCAGAGAGAUCACGCCCGAACUGCUGAUGGACGGCACGCGUGCUAUCGGGGCUGUCUGUCGGCCAUACCCCGUGGCGACCGUCGGCGCGCCGAGCCGCAUCGACUUUGACAUCUACACGAGUUUGUUCCGCCUAUCCGUGACCGUGGGGCCAGAGGACGGCGGAGACGGCACGAUCAUCUACCUACCUUUCGUGCACUAUGCGCGAGAGCUGGAGUGGGUCCCUGGCGGGGAGGAUGGCUCCGAGCUGAGCUCAUGCGUCAACUCCUCAUCCAACCUCCUGGAUAGCGACGUAGACGACCCGAAGGCCCUCAAGGUUAAGGCUCCGCUAAAACUCGGAAUCGAAGUACGCACGACGGCUGGCGAGUACAGAUUCGCCGGCCAGUUCUUGACCUGGACGUACCCGAUUCCGGCGCGCCAGACCACCUACACGAUUGAGAUCCGCCGCGCACGCGGUGUACUCGCUCACAAUGCGCGGACAGAGGAGGAGUGGAGCAUGCUGUCGUACAUUGGGUGCACGAUAGCCUGA